This is a messenger RNA of Fibroporia radiculosa, 474 nucleotides long. RefSeq lists its product as uncharacterized. Gene Ontology annotation, biological process: protein deubiquitination. Bases 1 to 474 code for a protein of 157 amino acids. NCBI's taxonomy places the organism in Eukaryota, Fungi, Basidiomycota, Agaricomycetes, Polyporales, Fibroporiaceae. Gene Ontology annotation, molecular function: cysteine-type deubiquitinase activity; cysteine-type endopeptidase activity. The record is from RefSeq and is a predicted model, not a curated record. The transcript has 2 exons. Gene Ontology annotation, cellular component: nucleus; cytosol.
AUGGUUCUAGACAUCGAUGCUCCGAUCCAAGUGUCGGGAUCGGGUGCGGGCGGGCCCGAGCCGUCGCAGGAGCAGGUGGACAUGCUCAGCGAGAUGGGCUUCACCCACGCACAGGCGCGCAAGGCGCUGCGCGAGACAGGCGGGGACGCGGAACGUGCGGUAGAGUGGCUGUUCUCUCAUCCGGACGAUAAUGGGGAAGACGUGCCGACCGCUGCGGCCAUGGAGGCGCCAUCGUCGUCUGGUCCGGGUGGUUCGUCGGAUCUACCGGCCAGGUAUAAGCUCAAGGCGUUCAUCUCGCACAAAGGGCCGUCCGUGCACUCUGGACAUUACGUGGCCCAUAUCCGCGUUGAAGACUCCGGGGCGGCGGACGAGGGGUGGGUGUUGUUCAACGAUGAAAAGGUGGUCAAGGCGGAUGUGGAGAGCGUGCAUGAGUUGAAGAAACUAGCCUAUUUGUACGUCUAUGAGAAGGUGUAA